Molecule: messenger RNA, 387 nt
Organism: Necator americanus (New World hookworm)
Lineage: Eukaryota; Metazoa; Nematoda; Chromadorea; Rhabditida; Ancylostomatidae
Exons: 2
Coding region: 1-387 (128 amino acids)
Source: RefSeq, a predicted model, not a curated record
AUGGGAAUACAGUUACCACCCCUCGAGUGUAAGUGUAACCGUCACGUGUUUAUCUCACAGUUCACUGACGGAUAUUUACACAACGAAGACGUGUGGGCCCUUUAUAAGGCAAGCGAAGCGCUACCUGAUAAUAUUAAGGAACCGGGAAUGAGUCUUUCCUAUCUACUUCUACCAUUACUGUCAUCAUUUACGUCCAGCAUUGGUUUCACCUCAUUACUACUAAACUGGAAGUCAACAAUAAUAUACCAGUUGACAGAAUUGCUAAUAGCAUUACUUCUAUCCAUCGAUUAUAUUCCAAUAGCUGUAUUUAUUCUACAAUUGGCAAUUGUUGUAAAGGUUGUCGCAAGGGAAAUGGGAUACGAUAUCGUCAUUCGAUUAUGUGACUAG